Antrostomus carolinensis (chuck-will's-widow) is the source of this 639-nucleotide messenger RNA. It is a transcript of the gene TK2, whose product is annotated as thymidine kinase 2. Gene Ontology annotation, molecular function: deoxynucleoside kinase activity; ATP binding. Gene Ontology annotation, biological process: nucleobase-containing compound metabolic process. The record is from RefSeq and is a predicted model, not a curated record. Gene Ontology annotation, cellular component: cytoplasm; mitochondrion. Lineage: Eukaryota; Metazoa; Chordata; Aves; Caprimulgiformes; Caprimulgidae.
AUGUAUCGAGGGGAACAUUGCAAGUGGAAAAACAACGUGCUGGAUUAUUUUGCACAAACUACCAGCAUUGAGGUUUUGACAGAACCAGUGACUAAGUGGAGGAAUGUUCGUGGUCAUAAUAUCCUGGGCUUAAUGUACCAAGAUGCAUCAAGAUGGGGGAUAACGUUGCAGACUUACAUACAGCUUACAAUGUUGGAGCAGCAUACCAGACCAAUGAUUUCCCCUGUAAGAAUGAUGGAGCGAUCAAUUCACAGUGCAAAAUACAUUUUUGUAGAAAAUUUGUAUCGAAGCGGAAAAAUGCCAGAGGUGGAUUAUGUUGUCCUAACUGAAUGGUUUGACUGGAUCCAGAACAACACUGAUGUUUCGGUUGAUUUGAUAGUUUAUCUGCAGACUUCUCCUGAAGUUUGUUAUGAGAGGUUAAAGAGAAGAUGCAGAGAAGAGGAAAAGAUCAUUCCUCUGGAGUAUUUAGAAGCUAUUCAUCAGCUCUAUGAAGAGUGGCUCAUUAAACAUACACUGUUUAAAGUUUCCUGCCCAGUGCUUGUUAUUGGAGCUGACCAUGACAUGCAGAAAAUGGUAGAAAAGUACGAAGAAAACCGGGACCAAAUACUAAACCCAUAUAAUAUGCAACACCAUUUAUAG